Molecule: messenger RNA, 1809 nt
Organism: Bicyclus anynana (squinting bush brown)
Lineage: Eukaryota; Metazoa; Arthropoda; Insecta; Lepidoptera; Nymphalidae
Product: pre-mRNA-splicing factor Syf2
Exons: 1
Coding region: 129-827 (232 amino acids)
Cellular component (GO): Prp19 complex; catalytic step 2 spliceosome; post-mRNA release spliceosomal complex
Source: RefSeq, a predicted model, not a curated record
UAAUGCACCAUUCAUUUCAUUGUAAAUUUUUAAUUUUGUUCUGUAUUUACUUGUCGCCUGGGACUGAAGUUAAAUAUUGUAUUUAUUGCGUGUAAUUUAAUUUUAUUAUAAUCAGUAAUUAUUGAAUAAUGAGUAACGCAGAAGCGUCCUCCUCUAAAACAAUGUCAUUCGCAGAAAAACAAGCUGAACGCAUGAAACGACUGCGUUCGCUGAACACGGCUCGUAAUGAAGCGAGGACUCACAAUCAUCAGGAAGUAGUAGCUGAGGAGGCGAGGAACAAACUCCCAACUAACUAUGAGGCGAAAAAACGCCAAGCAGAAUGGCUUGUGGAGGACCAGAAUAAGCGAGAAGAGGCGAGCAAACAAGGUAAAGACUACGAUCGUGUGAAACUAUUAAACAUAUCUGCCAUUGAAGCAGAAAGAUUGGAACGUAAGAAAAAGAAGAAAAACCCUGACCAGGGCUUCUCAACAUACGAACAGGCAACAGUAAGACAGUAUAACAGACUGGUUAAGAACAUGCCCAGCAUGGAUAAAGAGAGAUAUGAGAAACAGAAGCAGAAAUACGGUGACGCGUUCUACGGUGGUCCGAAUGUGAUUAUACACGGGAUGCAUGAGGACAGAAAAGAUGCAAUAGACAAAAUGGUGGAUGAUUUAGAAGGACAGAUAGCUAAGCGUGCGAAAUACUCAAGAAGAAGGAUACACAACGAUGAUGCAGAUAUUGACUAUAUCAAUGAAAGAAAUGCCAAGUUUAACAAGAAGUUGGAGAGGUUUUAUGGUGAACAUACCGCUGAAAUUAAACAAAAUCUUGAAAGAGGUACUGCUAUAUAGACUUUUUGUAAGCUUUCAAGGGUUACAUAGUAGUGUUAAUAAAAAUAAUAAUGUGUAUCGUAAUUAACUAUUGAAAUUGUAAUUUAUUUUUACUUUUAUAAGAGACAAUAGUUAGUUAAUUAACAAUAAAAAUUUGGUAUCUUUUUAAAUACUAUGGAUUUUCAUCAGCUAUUGUAGUACCUGUAAUACAAACUAUGCUUACUUUAGGGCUAGAUAGUGAAGUGUGUAUUAUGUAAAGUUGUGAUUUUCGGGCCUAAACACAGGCCUAUGUGGAGCAGUGGUAUGCAGUGGACGUACAAGACGGGAGGUCCUGGGUUCAAUCCCCGGCUGUGCCAAUUGAGGUUGCCUUAAUUGGUCAGGUCUGGUGAGAAGCUUCAGCCGUGGCUAGUUUUUAUAACUAGCCCUACCAGCAAAGAUAUACCACUUAGUGAUUUAGCAUUCUGGUAUGAUGUCAUGUAGAAACUUCAUACCUGCACAGUCCUUUCACCCCGUUGCCCACAUAUCAUGAGUGUCAUCAACAAACUUGCCAAGCUAUAAUCAUCAUUAUCAACCUAUUUUAAGCCUUCUCCCCUUAAGGAGAGGUAUAUGGAGCAGAGUAGUGGGUUCUGUUAAUAAUUGUCUCUAAUUGUGAACUUAGUUCAACAUUUAAAUACAUUUUGCUUAAUUGGCACAUUGUAUAUGUAUGAUGUAUUUUUGAUGAAUUACAAAAUGUAAAAAGAAACAAAUCACAAUAUAUUUCAAUAACAAGUUUAUUUUGAUACAGAUGAUAAAAAUAGUAAGUACAUAUUGUUCACAGAUACAAAUCUAAAUAUAUAAACUAUAAAAGCACUUGCUGUUUUAUUAAUAUUGUGCAAGUUUAUCACAAAAAAUUAUAUUUUUUAUAUUAUUAUUUUAUGUAUAUAACAGAACACUGUGGAAAUAAAGAAUCAGUAAUUUAAAUGAAUUUCCAAAAGGUGGGUUGAAAAAAUCACCAGAACAUAAA